Sphenostylis stenocarpa is the source of this 1179-nucleotide messenger RNA. Lineage: Eukaryota; Viridiplantae; Streptophyta; Magnoliopsida; Fabales; Fabaceae. The record is from the annotation of a GenBank genome assembly.
AUGGGCUGUGUCUCUUCAAAACUCGUCAAGAAAGAACUCAAGCAAGAACAAGUCAUUGUCACCAAUGGCGGCGGUUACGUGAACCAUGUCGUUUCCCUCACUUCCUCCACCUAUGGAGCACUCAUGUUGGACAAGGAGAAGGAGCAACACCAACCCACAGUUGAAGAUUCCAAAACCGUGAAAAAAUCUCCUCCUCGGAACCGCGAAGAACCCGAAGUGAUCAACGCUUGGGAACUCAUGGAGGGUCUAGAAGAGGGAGUGCCCAUGUCAAAUAACCCCAAGAAAAGCCCCAAGUCCACACCUUUCCUUCGUGGGUUCCUCGCUACGGACACCAAAACCCCCUUGAAGUUUCUCAACCAAUUUGGGUCACCCAAAAGUCUUAGGAAGUUCACAGGGAAGGAGAACAAGACUCAAGGUCAAGGCAAUGCUGGUGUAAGACGUUUGGAUUACAAUGUUAGCCCUAAGGGGAUCCUCAAACCCUCUAAUUUUUCUUCUCCCUUAAAAGGGUCUCCUAUUCGUGCUCGAAGGAACAGUUUCGGGAGUGACACAAAGAGAAGGAGUCCUAGCCCUCUGUUUGAUCCAGAGCUUCUCGCCUCUUACGAAAAGGAACUCUCCGAAGAGGAAGAACAGAUCAAGAGAAUGGUGUGGGCCACCCCCAAAACCCGGAGAGUCAGAAAAUCUUUGGACUCGCAAACUUUUGUUAACACCUUUGAGGAAAAGUGUCCACCCAAAGGGGAAAAUUGCGUUGUCAUUUACACCACCACGUUGCGGGGGAUCAGAAAGACGUUUGAGGAUUGCAACAAGGUUAGGUCCAUUGUCGAGUCCUAUUGCGUGCACGUGAUUGAGCGUGACGUGUCAAUGGAUUCGGGGUUUAAGGAGGAGUUGCGGAAGCUGAUGGGGACGAAGCAAGUUAAGGUUCCAAUUGUUUUUGUGAAAGGAAGAUUGGUUGGUGGAGCUGAAGAAGUUGUGAAGUUGGAAGAAGAGGGGAAAUUGGGUGUUCUCUUUCAGGGGAUUCCUCCCAAGACGUUGGGUGAGUGCGAAGGGUGUGGUGGAAUGAGGUUUGUGAUGUGUGAGAAGUGUAAUGGAAGUUGUAAGGUUUUGGAUGAGGACUGCAAGAAGAAUGUGAGGUGUGGUCAGUGCAAUGAGAAUGGACUGGUUCAAUGCCCUUUGUGUCGUUGA